AGCAAAAGGGGGUACUUCUCCACCCUCCUCUACUCAGUUUUUUAGGGUUUUGGGUGGGUUAACUCCAACCAUUCUUCUCUCUCUCUCUCUCUCUCAGGAGGCAUGGAUGGAGAAAUCUCUAACAUAAAGAAGUGGAUCAUAUUGUAUCCUAUUUACAUAAAUUCAAAGAAAACAAUAGCAGAGGGAAGGCGAAUAAGCACAAGCAAAGCCUGUGAAAAUCCUACUUGUGCUGAGAUUGGUGAUUGUUGCUCUCAUCUUAAACUCCCGUUUGCAAUUGAGAUUGAUAAGGCAUAUCCACGAGAUUUCAUGCAACGAGGAAGGGUGAGGGUAUUGCUGAAAAAGGAGGAUGGAACUUUCUUUAAUCCAGCCAUUUCUUCAAGGAAACAGCUAAUGCUCCGCAUAGCAGAGUUGGUACCCAGACAUCCUGGGAGGACCAAGAAACAGGAGCCUGCUGCUGCAUCGACCUCGGGUGCUGGACCUUCAAAAUCUGGGAAAGGUGGAAAAAAGAAGAGAUAGCUUCACUAGUUUGAGUUUUUCCCCGUUGUCAAUGUUAGGCUCUAAAACUUCUACAUCAAAUAUUUUUUUUUAAAACCCUCCCUGUGUUUUUGUUAGUCACCAUAUUUUUAUUUGUUUGGAAUAUUUAAAGAUACUCUUCUUCUUUUUCCCCUGAAAAGAGCAGCCGCAUUUUUGUGGGGAUAGAAAUUGUGGUCGUGAACUAGUUCAAAGGAGAAAUGCAUAAUUAAUACUUUAUAGUGCAAUUUGUAAAAUUAUCCAGUAAUCUUGGGAACAUGCUGACAUGGUACUUCCGGAUCAAUAAGAACAAUAGUCACGAGGUAAA
Molecule: messenger RNA, 838 nt
Organism: Camellia sinensis
Lineage: Eukaryota; Viridiplantae; Streptophyta; Magnoliopsida; Ericales; Theaceae
Source: RefSeq, a predicted model, not a curated record